AUGGACAUCCCGAAUCUUGCCGACCACGCCUUCUUGCUCCUGACCGUUUGGAGAUUGCCAAGGCAGAGUUCUAACACAUCAUCCCUCCACCUUGUCCCAAAGAACAGCGGCGACUGGCGACCGUGUGGUAAGAAUCGGGCGUUGAACUCUGUGACUGCCCCAAGUAUUCACUCUUUCGCUGCACGAUAAGCGAAUUUUCCCCAAGGUUGACCUACCACAAAAUCCCGAUCAAGGCCAGUGAUGUUCCGAAAACUGCAGUGACAACUCUCUUUGGGUUAGUCGAAUUCACCCGUAUGCCCUUUGGACUGAGGAACGCCACUCAAACCUUUAAGCGAUUCAUUGAUCAGGUUCUGCGAGGUCUCGACUUCGUCUAAGCCUACAUUGAGGAUUUGCUAGUGGCUACUUCUGACGCUGUUGAACACGAGAUUUAUCUUCGACAGCUCUUCAAACGGCUUGACUCCUUCGGCGCCGUAAUAAAUGCUGCUAAAUGUGAGUUUGGAGUCCCCAGCCUAGUCUUCCUGGGUCAUGAAGUGAACUCAGGUGGGAUAAAGCCCGUCCCAGAAAAGGUUUCGGCCAUAUCAACUUUCCCCGUCUUGACAACCAUCAACCAACUUCGCUGAAUUUUGGAGAAGGUGAACUGCUAUCACCGUUUUCUUCCCCAAGGUGCCACCACACUGCAGCCGCUCAACAGCCUGUUGGCUCACUACAAGAAGACACUGGUGAUGACCGAGGAAGCCGUCAAGUCCUUCAAUAACGUCAAGGCCGCACUUGCGAAAGCAACGCUGCUUCCUCACCCCCGCUCAGAUGCCCAGCUUACUCUUACGACAGAUGCUUCCAGCACCGCAGUUGGUGCAUCACUGCAGCAAACCUUAAGUGGAGUUCUACAGCCUUUGGCUUUCUUUUCGAAGAACCUCAGCCCAGCAGAGACCUGCUACAGUGUCUUCGACCGAGAACUCAUUUCCGUCUAUCUAUCAAUCCAGCACUUCCGCCAUUUCCUCGAGUGUCGUGAAUUCUUUGUUCAAACAGAUCACAAGCCACUCGUUUUUGCAAUGAGGGCCUCUCCCGAUCGAUACUCGCCCCGUAAAAUUCGUCAACUAGAUUUCACCUCACAAUUUUCCUGCGACAUCGAACAUGUCAACGGUAAGGAAAAUGUGGUGGCUGAUGCUCUUUCAAGAAUCGAUAUGGCUUCCAUCACAACAGACGCCAUAGACUUCACGCUCAUGGCUAAGGUUCAACGAUCGGAUGUCGAACUCUCCCAAUACCGCCACUAG
Spirometra erinaceieuropaei is the source of this 1271-nucleotide messenger RNA. Lineage: Eukaryota; Metazoa; Platyhelminthes; Cestoda; Diphyllobothriidea; Diphyllobothriidae. The record is from the annotation of a GenBank genome assembly.